Adineta steineri is the source of this 7254-nucleotide messenger RNA. The record is from the annotation of a GenBank genome assembly. Lineage: Eukaryota; Metazoa; Rotifera; Eurotatoria; Adinetida; Adinetidae.
AUGGCAUAUUUUAAUAAAUCAACAGAGUGUAGUAAUAUACAACAAUCAUCGGAUCAUCCAUAUGAUAUCGAUCUACAAACUAGUCGAAGACAUACACUUCCUUCUAAUAAUAAAACUAAAGAUCAACGUCAAUCACGUAUAUACUCAUUAUCAAUCAAACAAGAUCAAUCGAAUAUUUCGAUAUCUAAUCAAUUAUUAUCGAUAAAUAAUCUUAUUUCGAAUCUAACAAAUAUUUCUCAUCCUCUGGUAAUGUCUGACCAUGAGAAGGAACAACUAAGAAUGUCUCGAUCAUUCUUAUCAGUAUUUAUACUUAUCUUACUUCCACUAGCAUUGCUCAGUGGAGUAAUAUUUCGGUACAGUAUUAUUUCAUUUAUUUAUGCCUUUCUAUUACUUCUGCUUCCAUGGCUUGGUCCAAUAGCUGAACGAAAUAUUCGAACACGUUUUCGUAUAUUUGUUUUGGCUAUUGCAUUCAUUAGUCUUCUAACAGUUCUUGCUCAAAUCAUAUUUCAAUCCAUUCUUCUCGCCAAUAAACCCUAUGGUCAUACGCUCAAUAACUGUACCGAAUUAGUUCGUACACUUCGAUAUUUUGGUUUAGAACGUCUUGACAAUUCAAAUGCCAUUCGCAUCUUACGUUUAAUAUUUCCCGAUAUAAUUAUCUUAGCUAUAUCAACUGUUUGCUUUGUUAUUAUUCGUCGUACAAUAGUAACAUCAAGACGUCGAAAUAAUGAAUUACAAAUAUCAUCAUCGAUAUCACAGACUGCAAAUAGUAGUACUAGCAUAGAAGAUCAGAAAAAAUUAUGGCCAAGAUUAUUAUCUAUGUUAAAACGAACGCGUUUAUUUCUACAAUUUAUUAUUGUUGGUUUUGCUGCAUUUGUUUAUCCAAGUAUUAUCAAUUCAGUUUAUUUCAUUUUUUUCCUAACACUUGCUUUUAUAUGGUCAUCAUCGGUGAAAUUUGGAAAAAAAUAUACGUUUGCUCGGGCUAUAUUAGUUGUUUAUACAGGCAUACAUUUAUUAAUUCUUUAUCUUUAUCAAUUUGGAUUUUUUCAAGAGUUUUUGCCACCAUUAUCAUUAUGGAGCAAUAUAACAGGUUUAACAGCAAUUGUUGAAAGUAAUUGCACCGAUCGUGAACCAUAUCUUGAAAGGAAUUUAGUAUGGAGUGAUUAUAUAAAUCCAUGUGCAUUACUUCUACUAUAUUUCUAUUUCGCAUUUGAAACAAAUCGAACACUUUUUCAUCGAAUCCGAACGAAUGUAUUAACAAUUCCAUCCGUCGAACAGCAGAUUAAUCCUCGUCGCAGUCUUGAUCGACAGAGUUUAGUUCAUAAUUCUGAUGGUCGAGAUACAUUAGAACAAACUCCACCAAAAUUAUAUCGUCGAUGGAGUUUAGAACAACCUGGUGAUCAAACAUGGCAAGGACGAAUAAUUUUUGUUGUAUUUUCUAUUAUUCGUGUACUCGAACGACAUAGUUAUCUAUUAUCAUUGAUUGCUAUGCUGGCAUGGAGUAUAACAUUUCAUAGCUUAUUAACAUUAGUCUAUCUUCUUUGGGCUUGUAUACUUUGGGUGUUACCGAAUUCUCGACAAUGGUGUUUAAGAAUGAGCCCAUUUUUUACAGUCUAUGGUGGAAUAUUAUUAAUUCUACAAUAUUUAGUUGGUUUUAAAGUUAGUUUUAAUCAAUUGAAUUUUGCAUAUGAUCGUCGAACUAUGGAACAAAUUGGCAUUCGUAUAAAUGAUUAUCAACCUGCAUUUAUUCCAUUACUUUUAAAGUCCUUCUAUAUGCUAUUUUUUUGGUUAACACUUCGACAAUAUAUAAAUGAAAAACGAAUUGCUAGAGCACAAGGAACUGAUGGUCGUCGAGUUAGUACAGCAACUGAUUCAUAUCCUCGACGAUUGGGACGAUGGUUAAUUAAUUUUCUAACAAAAUAUUGGAUAUUUGUAUCAUGUGGCAUGCUUCUACUAGUCAGUAUUCAAAAUACUGUAGUUAUUUAUCGAAUCAUUUAUAUGGCAUUUUAUUUAUUUUUUAUUCUUGCAUUCCAAAUUUCAUUUGGAUUCUGGCGAAAAACAGUGGCAACAUUUCAUUUAACAAUAAUUAUUUAUUCAAUGGUGAUAUUAAUUGGAAUAUAUAUUUAUCAAUUUGAAAACGUUAAUGUAUUUUUAACAGAAAGAUUCAGUAAAGAAUUACUUGCAUCAAUUGGGCUUGAUGUGGUUCCAUCAGAUGUUUUAGCUGUUAAACUACUUACACCAAGUACAUUUUUAGUUGUUAAUAUAUUACAAUUACAUUAUUUUCAUUCUGGUUGGAUGAAAUUAAUUACAAUGCCAAAUGACAAAACUAUUGAAGGUCCAGCAAGUGGUACAUUAAAAGAUAUUCACGCAUAUGCUAAAGAAAAUACUGAACAUGUAAACAGUUCUCAUACACAACGAAUUUUAAAAAGUGAACCUAAAACAUGGCAAGAAUCAUCAUAUAAACUUUAUUUUCGUGCUAAUCGUCUUUAUAAACAAAUAACUUAUUAUACUUGGCGUUUUGCUGAAUUACAUGCCUAUAAAUUUGUUUUAUUUCUCAUGGUUCUUACAUCUGUACUUAAAGUUUGUGCAUUUAAUGUAACAUUAAUUAUAUUAGCAACUGUUGGCUUAGUUCUACUUCGUCUACGAAAAUUGAUUAAUUUAUUAACAUUAAUAGCAACUGGUCUUUAUAUUCUUUCAUCAAUGUGUUAUCAAUUAGCAAUAGCAAAACAGCAUAUUGUAGAACAAAAUUUCUUUGUUAGAAAUUGUUCCCAAAUUAAUUUAAACUUAAGUUCAAUGCCAAAUGAUACCGCAAAAUGGUUUGGUCUUGAAUUAACACCAACACUUGAUCGAUUUAUUGGCUUAUAUAUUUUAAUAACAAUUGCUUUAACAUUUGAUGCAAUUGGACGAUAUCGUCAACGACAUCGUCGUUUAUCAUUAUCAGUUCGUUUUAAUGUACAUCUUAUUGAAAAUCGUUUUCCGAUUUUAUUUGAACCAUUUACAUUAAAAAAUCGUAUGAAUGAUGAUACAUAUGAAGACGAAUAUGAUAUGAUUAAUUAUCGAGAAGCAGAUAAAGGUAUUUGUGAUUUUUUAAAAUAUGCAGCAAAUUUUGUAUUCUAUCGAUUUGGUUUGGAGAUAUGUUACAUAACAACAGUUAUUGUUAUUGCUAUUCGACUUGAUAUAAUGGCUGUACUUUAUUCAUUAUGGCUUGGAAUAUUUUUAAUAUCUAGUAGACGUUCUGUUCAACGAAUGUGGCUAUUUUAUAUAUUAUUUUUAAUUAUUGCUUUUCCAAUUCAAUAUAUGAGUGUCGUUGGAGCACCACCAUUACUUUGUUUCAAUUAUCCAUGGACCAAUCUUAAAUUUGAUGGAUGGCCUCAAUUAAGACGUUGGUUUGUCUUACCAGAUUAUUUUAAUCCUCCAGUAGCAACACAACUAAUAGCUGAUUUUUUUCAACUAUUAUUUGCUUGUCAACAAUUGCGUGUAUUUAAAUAUGAAAGUAGUGAAAAAGAUAGUAAAUUUAUUGAAACAGGUGGAUCAAAUCGUGAAAUAAUUUAUGAUGAUGAUAUUUAUAAAGAUAAUCCAACAUGGGAUUUUGUUAUAAAUAAACGACAUUGGCUUGAUCAAAUCAAAUAUGCUAUAUUUAUGUAUGGUGCAUGGAUUGUUCUAUCAAUUGUUUAUCUUGCUGGAACAACACGAAUUAGUUUACUUGGUCUUGGUUAUCUAAUAGCAUGUUUCUAUUUCUUUUGGUAUGGACAAGAUUUUUUAACGAAACGUGUUACAGUUAUGCUUCGAGUGUGGAGUUAUUUAGUUUAUUACUGUUUUUCAGUAAUAUUUAUUAAAGCAUGUUUACAAGUGGCAGUCUGUAUUUUUCUUUAUCCAUCAUUGCCUUGUGAAGGGGUAAAACGUACAUCUUCAUUUUGUACAUUUGUUGACUUGCUUGUACCAUGCUUAAAAAAGGAUUUUAUUCCUCCAAGAAAUUGUCCUGCUUCAUAUGAUGCUAUUAAUCAACAAUGUGAUCGUAGUGCAACGGAUGCUACUCUAUUCAUGGAUGGAUUUUGUUUAAUAUUUUUAUUAUUACAAAAACGAAUAUUUGGUAGUUAUUACUGGGAACACAUUGUUGCUGAACUUCGUUCACAAGCUAAAUUAGCUAGUCAAGGCGCUGUAUUAUUUAAUAAAAUUUCACAUGAACGAAUUGAAGAAGAUCGUGAACGUGAAGAUAAAACAGUUGCAAAAAUAAAACUAAGUUUAAAUCGUAUUAAAGAACAACAAUCAAAAUUAAAUCAAUCAGAUAGUAAAGCAGCUACAGCACUUGUUGAAUCAUCUGAACAUUUCAGAGCAAUUCGAUCUGGUGAUUAUUAUAUGUUUGAGUAUGAAUCAGACGAAGAAGUAGACGAAGGAAAACAAGAUGAAGCAACAGUAGCUCAAGAACAGAUUCUUCAAGUUUUAACUGCAAGUGAUAAAGCUGCAGCUGCUGCUGUCGCUGCAGAUAAACCGUCACCAUUAGCUGCUGCUGAAAAUGAUGUUCUAGAAUUUCCUGCAACACCUAUUUCUCGACCUCAAACUCCACCGGAAGCAAUAACUACAGAAAUACCACCAACACCUGUAUCAGAAUUUACGCCAAGCGUAGAACCAAAAGAAAAAACAAAAAAAACAAAAAAAUCUUUUUUAAUUAAAAUGCGUUUAAUUAGUCGUAUUGUACUUGAAUAUCUGAUUGAUUUAUUUAAUCGACAUUCACGUGAUUAUAGAGAAGUAUCAAGAAAAUUAUCCGAAAUGAAAUCAGAAGAAAAAAUUAAUCAACACGAAGAACGUAUACGUGCUCAAACAACUGUUGCAACAGCUUCUGUUGUUAAUCUAAAUCGAAUGGAUCAUAUAGAUCAAUUUAAUGAUGCAAUUCGUACUCGAACACCUUCUCAACCAGUUGAACAACGUCAACGUUCACGCCUUUAUCGUUUAUUUGAUUCUUUAUUUUAUUUUACAAUGUCUCGUUCAGAACUUCUUUGUUAUUCAGCAAUGGUACUUAAUCAUUUAACAUCAGGCGCACUUCUUUCAAUGCCAUUACCAUUAUCAAUAUUUCUUUGGGCUAUGUUAUCAUCACGACCAUCAAGAAAUUAUUGGAUUACAGUUAUAACAUAUACAGAAGCCAUGAUUGUUAUUAAAUAUAUAUUUCAAUUUCGAUUUUAUCCAUGGAAUUCAUCAGAAAAUAUGGAAACAAAUCCAUUAUCAGCAGUUAAUAUUAUUGGAAUUAAUCGAAAGGAAAAUGCCGCGUCAGUUGCUGAUCUUUUUCUACUUUUAUCACUAUUUCUUCAUCGUUCAAUAUUAAAACAACUUGGACUUUGGAAAGCCGAACGAAGUGCAUUGAAAAGUUCAAUUGAUGUAGAUGCUGUUGGAUUUGAAGAACAAGAUCUUAGUCGAUUACAAACACCAAGAGCUAAAAGUUCUAGUUUUAUGAAACCAUUAAUAAAUUUCUAUCGACAUCUUCAACAAUCACUAUUUGUUCGUGAUGUUUAUGCAUCAAUGUUCUUUUGUGAUUUUAUCAAUAUGAUUAUUGUUAUUGGUUUCUAUAGCCAGUUUGGUGAACGUGCUGGUGGAAAUGUUGUACAAACAAUAAAAGAAAAUAAAGUUCCUGUUGCUUUUCUUGUCAUACUAUUAAUUCAAUUUCUAUUGAUUAUUAUUGAUCGCGCACUCUAUUUACGUCGAAAUGUUCGUGGAAAAUUAUUUUUUCAAUUAUUUCAAGUUCUAGGUGUACAUAUUUGGUUAUUUUUUAUAUUACCUGGUAUUACACAUAUAAAAUUUCGUGAUAAUUAUGCUGCGCAAUUUUGGUAUUUAUUCAAAUGUAUUUAUUUUGGUUAUUCAUCCAUCCAAGUACGAUUAGGUUAUCCAAAACGUAUUGCAGGCAAUUUUCUUAUGAAAAGAUUUAAUUAUGUUACUCAAGUAUUAUAUCGAAUUUAUUUAUUAAUUCCAUUUUUACUUGAAUUACGUACGAUUAUGGAUUGGAUUUUUACAGAUACAUCACUUGGAUUAUCAAGUUGGUUACAAUUAGAAGAUAUUUAUUCGAAUGUUUAUUUAUUAAAAUGUGCACGAUGGGCAGAAGAAAAAUAUCCAACUGAUCGUGGUGUAACUCGACCAAAAAUAACAAAAUAUGGUCUUGGUGGUUCCAUAUUAAUAUUAUUAAUACUAUUAAUUUGGUUUCCAUUAUUAUUCUUUUCAUUUUCAUCAUCAUUUUAUCAACCAAAUCCACCGAAAGAAGUUACUGUUGAAAUUAAAUUAGGUGGUUAUUUACCAAUUUAUCAAAUGACAGCACAAGAUUUUGAUUUAAAAGAAUUUAAAUCCGAAGAUUCAAAAUUAUUACGUGAUAAAAUCGAGUCGUUAAACAUAUCACCGGCUAUCAAAGAUAGUGCCAAUGCAUUUCUACGUGAUUUUAAUUCUGAUGAUAUUCGUUGUGUAAAUUUAUUUGCUACAAGUGUUGAUCUUUGGAAAAUUAGUCAACCAAUACGUGAUAUUGUUGUAAAUAAUUUACGUUCAAAUGUAACAGUACCUGUACGAUUUUCAUAUACAAUAACACGUAAUCCACCAAAUCAAGAUAAUUCUGGAGAUAUUGCAGCUGUUGUAACAGGAGAAAAUAUAGUUAAUAUAACAGCAAAUGAUCAAGUUGUUCGGAAUGCAUUAAUUGAAAUGUUAAAUGGAACAGUUGAAUCACAAACAUCUAUAAAUUUUACAAUAAGAGAUUUAAUGCCACGAUUUUUACAUGUUAAACCAAAAGCAAAACCAGAAGAAAUUGGUGCAUUUAAAACAAUUUUUCCACGUGAUUAUUAUGCUAAUAUUACAAUGGGUUUAAAUCGUACAAAAUCAAUUCCAAAUAGUACGGAUGUUUGGUGGGAAAUGUCUGAACAUGAAAAUAAAUAUGGUUAUACUCCAUCAUGUGCUCCUCCUUCCAAUCAAGAAUAUUUGAGUAUGAUAUUUUUCAAUGAUAAAGUUUCACCAGCUAAUAUUUCAUUUCUUACUCGAUAUGGAAUUAUUGGUUUAUAUACAACAUUUGUUGUUGUUGUUGCACGAUUAUUACGUACAGUAUUACAAACAAGUCGUACAAUAAUGUUUAAUGAAUUACCAAGUGUUGAACGUUUAUGGCAUCUUUUACGUGAUAUUUAUUUAGUUCGUGAACAUGAUAUGUUACGUAUUGAAGAACAACUUUUUGCUAAACUUUUAUUUCUAUAUCGUUCAUCAGAAACAUUGAUACGAUUCACGAAACCAAAAUCACUAUAA